AUGCAAGCCGUAAUCCAACCUUCAAAAAUUGCAACGAAUGGUCCAAUUAUGAACUUUGCUGAGAAAGAGAUUUGUCUGAUUCUGAAAACCCACUCUGUUUUCAAGAUUUUUUUGUUGGAUGUGAAAAUGGAAGCUUUCGAAGCUGCAAAAAUUGUGUACAAUAGAAUACUAGAAACAGAAUCAGAGACCAUUACUCGUAAAAUAAUCGGUUACAUAUACUUACUUGAUCAUGCUGACAGAGAAAUGAUUCGCUUAGCAUAUUGUCCUGACAAUUUAAUCCAAAACCUAAUUCAAAAAGCCAAAAUCGAACUGAAUUUAAUCGCAAAACCACCUCCUUCACCUCCCAUAUCACCUUCACUUCAAUUCAGCCCAAUAUUGCAUUCACAUAGACCCUUUUCGGCUCCACCAAAUCUACAAAUCCCAUCCCCAACGCCUCAUUGGGAUUCACCGUUACACUAUCCAAACAUGGUUCUCGAUGAUUAUGGGAAUUUUAGUGUCAGAGGUAGAAGAGACGUAAUACCCACAAAAAUCUGCCAUUAUUUCAGUAAAGGCCAUUGUAAACACGGCAAUAAAUGUAAGUUCUUACACUCCCAAUCUAUACACGACUUUAACCAUGAACUUAUGGGUGAUGAUCAAGCUUCAUUUUCACCGGGUUCACUUGAAAAACUCGAGUUUGAGAUCACGGAAAUCUUGAAAUCAAGAAGGGGUAAUCCAAUUUCAAUUGCCUCAUUGCCUAUGAUCUACCAUGAAAGAUAUGGAAGGACCCUUCAAGCUGAAGGGUACCUAACUGAAAGCCAAAGGCACGGGAAAGCCGGUUAUAGUUUGACUAAGCUUCUUGCACGAUUAAAAAACAGCAUUCGCCUCAUUGACAGUUGCAGACCUCAUGGACAACAUUUCCUAGUUUUGGCUGAUGAUGCAUCGAUGUACAUGGAAAACUGGUAUGAUAGGAGUAGUUUGAGUCCGGGCCCUAUUGUUAGUGGGUCAAAGCAAAUAUAUUUGACUUUUCCAGCCGAUAGCACUUUCACCGAAGAUGAUGCUGCUAACUACUUCAGUACGUAUGGUCCAGUUCAAGAUGUGAGAAUUCCUUGUCAGCAAAAACGGAUGUUUGGGUUUGUGACUUUUCAUAAUUCGGAAACGGUGCAAAUGGUUUUGGCGAAAGGGAACCCACAUUAUGUUUGUGGUGCCCGUGUUCUUGUGAAACCUUAUAGAGAAAAAUUGAAGUUGUUUGAUCGAAAGUAUUUUGAGAAACUCGAGGGUCCGAUGUGUUACCAUUCACACCAUAUAGACAUGGACCCCGAUCUUCAAGCUAGGUUGGACUCGACUAGAUUAUUCGGUAGGCAACUAGUGGAUGAGCCCGAGGUAGCAGUACAACUAGAGAUGAUGCGUCUAUCACAACUUCAGUUGGCACAUGGAUCUUCCUAUCUUGAAAACACCUUCAAUGAACAAAAACCGUAUGAAGAUCAAGCUGAUAAUUCCAAGUUCCAAUCUCCAAAGCUCAUCACACAUCUGUUAGAUCACGCGGGAGCCAACUACACCGAUCAUGACAACGAAAACAGUCAAGGGUUGAAUCUCCCGGAUAGCCCUUUUGCGUGCAACAAGGCAUCUAGCAAGCAAAUGUAGUGGAAGUAGCAAUAAAAGAACAGCAUUUAGAGUGAAGUGAGAGGUAAAUAAUAGCAAAUGGAACAUGGAAAAGAGGAGAAAGAUUGAAUAGAAAGCAAUGCGACAAGUAUAGUUUUAGUUUAUUCCAUGAAGCAAAAUAGCGAUGGAAAUAUGUUUUCUUAUGCUAACUUAUUAAUGAUAGAUAAACGUGUUAAGAAAUUUCGGGUUUUGGGUAAAAGAUGUUUGGGAAUUGGUAGAUGAAGUAUAAUAGCUAAAUGAAUAUUCUAUAUUUUAGCAACUAUAAUCGUUACAGGAUAACUAGAGGUGGU
This is a messenger RNA of Lactuca virosa, 1928 nucleotides long. Lineage: Eukaryota; Viridiplantae; Streptophyta; Magnoliopsida; Asterales; Asteraceae. The record is from the annotation of a GenBank genome assembly.